Molecule: messenger RNA, 486 nt
Organism: Penicillium atrosanguineum
Lineage: Eukaryota; Fungi; Ascomycota; Eurotiomycetes; Eurotiales; Aspergillaceae
Product: Six-hairpin glycosidase
Exons: 2
Coding region: 1-486 (161 amino acids)
Source: RefSeq, a predicted model, not a curated record
AUGCCCACGCCUGAGCAGUGGCUUAUGCAUGUUGACCAGGAAUCAUUCUACAUAAACAAACCUUAUCGGCCAGACAUCCAGGAACGCACCAUGCCAUCCCUCAGUGAUGCCCACCAUCUCUUGCAACUCGCUGAUGUCACCCGAGAUAGCAUCCACCGCAUCAUUGCAGAAUGGGCGAAGCUUCCUGAGUCUUCGGGCAACAGCCAGACGAGCGUAGAUGAAAGUGAAGCAAGCCUUCCAAGUCGUGAGCUAUUUGAAGCACAACGCACUCUCAUCGGCGCGACCGGAAAACUAGUCGAGCUAGUCUCAUCCCCUGCGAGCCGACUUUUGGAAGUCUCAUCGCAGUAUAAUGAGGCGAGAUGCUUGCACAUUGCAGCAGUUCUCCGAAUCCCGGACAUCUUGGCUGAGAGCGGCGACAAGGGAGUCUCGAUGAAGCAUAUUGCCGAGAAAGUUGGAAUCGAGACAAGAAAGCUUGGUAUGUUGUAA